Molecule: messenger RNA, 1022 nt
Organism: Haliotis rubra (blacklip abalone)
Lineage: Eukaryota; Metazoa; Mollusca; Gastropoda; Lepetellida; Haliotidae
Exons: 8
Coding region: 72-905 (277 amino acids)
Source: RefSeq, a predicted model, not a curated record
UUGUAGGGCAUGUUUGGCUAUUUAGGAACGUUGACCAGCUGUUGAAUUCAGUCCCACUGCGUUCAGCCAUCAUGUUGCAGGCGUGCAUUAUCGGAGUCCUUAUUGGAUGUUCACAGGCAUUCCUGUUUAACCUCGGACCGACCACCUGGAAUGGUCUUAAAGUGACGUGGGACGUCAACAUCUUCAGUGCCAAUGCCUUCAGCAGCCUCCCGAGGACGGAGUCUGCCGCUAAGUCUGCUGGGUGGACCAUGAUCUCGGACUGUGGAGCUCAUUCCAGCUUCGCCGGCAAGCGUUAUGCGUUGUCCGGUGACACCGCCGUCGUGCUGUUGUACGAUGUCAACGGCUACAUAGCCGGGAUACAGGCCGGGAUCUCCUCAACGCUUCAAAAUGGAUACCCCCAUGCUCCUAUGAAGGGCCACCCAUUUGUCAUGGCCGACGGGAAACAGUUCAUCACAGCCUACUUUGUUGAUCCAAGUACAAUCUGCAGCAAGGGUAGAACCAGCAGUAUGUUUAGCUCCCAGGGUACCGGAACUGACCUCUUUAUCCAGAAUGGUACCAGUCCAUCCCAAGUGCUGAAGAUACCCAGCCAGGAGACCGGCGUGCAAAACACAAAGUGGGUCAAGGGACACUGCUUCCCUUCUAUGGGAAUGCACUAUUGGUACAACAUACGGAAAGACAUGAGUUGUGAUGACUUCUACCCCGUAUUCUUACUCUACAAUGGCGGGAAACUGAACGCUUUCGGAUGGGCUUUCAACGCUGACCUUUCUUCUUCUCGUUUUGAACAUCCACCACAAAGUGUAAUUGGGGCCUUUCUGAACCCAGUACCCGACUGUCUCAGCAAGCAAGGGCGGCUCUCAACCAUGCACAUCUAUCUUACCAGCCAACCGGAGCUCGACACGUGUUGAAUGGUAAACAACGUGCUGAUGGACAAAGGAACCACAUGGGAUGCUUGUGAUGAGAACGAUCUUAACCUUUCUUCAGGCGCACAUUGUACCCGUUCAGCAAUAAAGGUGUUUAUAUAA